This is a messenger RNA of Eremomyces bilateralis CBS 781.70, 1446 nucleotides long. Its product is annotated as MFS general substrate transporter. Gene Ontology annotation, molecular function: transmembrane transporter activity. The transcript has 8 exons. Lineage: Eukaryota; Fungi; Ascomycota; Dothideomycetes; Eremomycetales; Eremomycetaceae. Gene Ontology annotation, cellular component: membrane. The coding region runs from base 1 to 1446 and encodes 481 amino acids. Gene Ontology annotation, biological process: transmembrane transport. The record is from RefSeq and is a predicted model, not a curated record.
AUGGACAGCGGCGACCCCAAGACCGGCGUCGUUCAUGACGACGCCGAGAAACACCUGGACUUUACUCCAGGAGAGGUUCCAGAGUUCGAUACUGGCACUGAAAAGCGGCUUAUGCGCAGAAUUGACUGGAGGCUCUUGCCAAUCCUCGGAGCAUUGUAUUCCAUCUCUCUGAUCGAUAGGACAAACAUUUCCAAUGCACGUGUCGCUGGUAUGGCAAAGGACCUCGGUCUCACCGUUGGAGACAGGUACGCCAUUGCUUUGACCAUGUUCUUCAUCCCGUACUUCUUCUUCGAGCUUCCGUCCAACAUUGUCCUACGAAAAGUGGGCAGCGCCAAUUGGCUCUCUUUCAUUGCCUUCGCAUGGGGCACGGUGAUGCUUGGUCAAGGUUUUGUGAAUAGCUGGCAGGCUCUUACUGCCUGUCGUACUCUGCUGGGAUUUUUCGAAGCUGGAUUCUUUCCCGGCUGCGUCUACCUCGCGACUUGUUGGUAUAUCCGAUUUGAAGUCCAGAAACGUCUAGCCGCAUUCUAUCUCCUAUCCGUAUUUGUUGGUGGAUUGGCCAGCAUCCUUGCCUUUGGUUUGAUGCAGAUGGAAGGACUUAGUGGUAUCAGGGGCUGGCGAUGGAUCUUCAUCAUCGAAGGCCUCCUUACCCAGGUCGUCGCCAUCCUUGCUUGGUUCCUCAUCAUUGACUUCCCCGACAAGGCGGAGCGGAAAGGAUUCUUGAGCCCCGCCGAGGCGACCUUCAUCGCUAACCGAAUUGAGAGCGAUCGAGGUGAUUCCGUCCCGGAUGAACUGACCUGGGGAAGGUUCUUCCAUCACCUUGGAGACUGGAAACUCUGGACCUUCUCACUCAUGUUCGCCUCUGUAACCAUGCCAGCGUAUGCGUUCGCGUACUUUUCGCCCGUCAUCAUUGCCGGAAUGGGAUAUUCUGGCGGUGAGGCGAAUGCGUUGGCAGCACCCCCCGCCUGUGCUGCAGUAUUCACUGCUUUCGGCUUCGCUUGGUUGGGGGAUAAGUACCGAGUUCGAGCGCCCGUCAUUGCGGCCCAGGCCAUCAUCACCAUCAUCGGACUGAUGAUCGUUGCUUACCACACGAACCACGGCGUUCGAUACUUCGGCAUCUUCCUCGGAGUGAUGGGAUGCCAGGGUAAUAUUCCCGCUAUCCUUGCAUAUCAGUCGAACAACAUCCGCUUGCAGUCGAAGAGAUCCGUCGGAAGUGCGUUGCAGAUUGGGUUUGGCGCUAUCGGGGGCAUCCUCGCGUCCACCACAUUCAUGGAGAAGGAGGCUCCAUAUUAUCGAACCGGACUCUGGAUCACAGCAGGGCUUCAGUUCUUCAUCCUGGGGGCACUUGUCGCUUGCAGUGCCUAUUUCCACCUGAAGAACAAGCAGCUUGACCUUGGAACAUUGGCCAAGCCUAUCGAGGGCCAGGUUGGAUUCAAGUAUACCCUUUGA